AUGCGCGUGUGUGUUUCUAUUCACCGUGUAGAGAAGGGAAGGGAUUGGGGGGAAGCAGGGAAGGGGAUGGGGGGAAGCAAGGAAGGGGAUGGGGGGGAGCAGAGAAGGGGAUGGGGGGAAGCAGAGAAGGGGAUGGGGGGAAGUAGGGAAGGGGAUGGGGGGAAGCAGGGAAGGGGAUGGGGGGAAGCAGGGAAGGAGAUGGGGGGAAGCAGGGAAGGGGAUGGGGGGAAGCAGGGAAAGGGAUGGGGGGAAGGAGGGAAGGGGAUGGGGGGGAGCAGGGAACGGGAUGGGGGGAAGCAGGGAAGCAGGGAACGGGAUGGGGGGAAGCAGGGAAGGAGAUGGGGGAAGGAGGGAAGGAGAUGGGGGAAGCAGGGAAGGAGAUGUGGGGAAGCAGGGAAGGGGAUGGUGGGAAGAAAGGAAGGGGAUGGGGGGAAGCAGGGAAGGAGAUGCGGGGAAGCAGGGAAUGGGAUGGGGAGAAGCAGGGAAGGGGAUGGGGGGAAGCAGGGCAGAGAGCACUAG
This is a messenger RNA of Closterium sp. NIES-65, 519 nucleotides long. NCBI's taxonomy places the organism in Eukaryota, Viridiplantae, Streptophyta, Zygnematophyceae, Desmidiales, Closteriaceae. The record is from the annotation of a GenBank genome assembly.